AUCGGAAAGGAUAAUAAAUUCGGAAGAAACCUCAAAUCAAACUGAAGAAAUGAAUUCGAAUAUAAAUGUCAUGAUGAGCACUAAAAGAGUACUCAAUUCUGACCAAAAAUUUCGAAAGUUUCGCGUGAAUUGGGAAAAAAUCGGAGGCACAAUUUUGAAAAAACUGUCUGCUUUGCAUGAACAUCGGACUAAAAACCCUGAAAGCGCCAUUCCCAGGGAAUUGCAUUUUACUAAGCAAAAUUGGACCAGUUUGGUGCAAAGUGUUAUUGACCAAAUGAUUAUCAUCGACAAGAAACCAAGUGCAACAGUUUUGGGCGAAGUGGCCAAGUCGAUUCUGCUAGAAUACCCUUGCCUUGGAUUUACGGAUGACGAUGGAUUCGAACGGUUGCUUGGAUACAUUCCACUGAAACAAAAGCUUAUUAGCAGACGGAACUAUUUACUAAGAUUUGUUAACGAACAACCGCAUCAACGAGCAUCGACAAGAAAAAGUACGAACCGUAAUUUGAGGGCCGGUACGCUAACAGAAUAUUGGCAAAUGUCGUCCAAUUCUUGCUCAAAAGAAGUUUUAAGUACUCUGCAAAGAAAUGAUAGCGAAUUGCUAAGUGACGACUUUUUGGUCGCAUCACAGCCAUACGUUCGUUUCAUAUUGGACGAAUCAAAACCUGUGCUCGAAAUAAUGUCUCAGUUCCCAGUAAUGAAACAAAAGAAAUUACUAUCAUUUCAUUUUGAAAGAGCAACGGGAGUACCUUCGGAUUCAAUGCACAAAUAUUUUACAGCAAAACGUUGUAAAAUAAUUGAUUAUUCCAAAACAAAAAAAAAGUUUCAAAGCCUUGAUGAUGACGCAACCGAUUUACAAAUAAUCGAUUUUAUAUGUGGAAGACUUGGCGAACGAAUUUCCGAUUUAAUUAUUGCCAAAGAGAUGGGAACUCAGCUGCGCGAACUGAGGGUCGAGAGCAAUUGUCCUGUGAUUGUUGCCAUUGAUCUUGGAAACAGAGCAUCAAUGCACUACGUGUUUCUCGAUGAAGCAUGUGUGACAGGAGGAACCGUUGAUUUAAUUGAAGCCCUAUCAGAAUUAAUGUAUGUGCAGUUCGUGUACAAUCGAAUGUACUCAAAGCACAUUUCGAAAUUCCUUGAGUUCAUUCAAGAAUAUUUUUUUAAAAUUUCAAGUGUUUCUGGGUCCAAAUCAAAAGCUACCAGGACGAAUCGGAUCCAAAGAUUGGUUGCUUCUGUUAUAGAAGAAAUAUCGAAUUUUUCUUCCCCUAUUUGAUUUUUUUUACG
This is a messenger RNA of Uranotaenia lowii, 1278 nucleotides long. RefSeq lists its product as uncharacterized. The transcript is spliced from 3 exons. Lineage: Eukaryota; Metazoa; Arthropoda; Insecta; Diptera; Culicidae. The coding region runs from base 50 to 1267 and encodes 405 amino acids. The record is from RefSeq and is a predicted model, not a curated record.